AUAUUUUCUUCCCUUUCUUUUUUCUUUUCAAAAAACAGUUUAAUCGAUAUAAUGUACUAAACAUUGUUGGCAAGCGUUCGAUUGACUUUCACAGUGAAGCGAAAGCCGCUCCGUCUGCCAUUAUCGUUAUAAUUAAAGUAGAAAACGAGAUGAGAACGAACGGAGCCUCUUUUGCACAUAGAAAGGGGUUGCGCGUGCAAGUGAAGCAAUUUCGCGUGUUCCCUGCCGAAAUUGCGUUAUGGUCGAACGUAAUUCCGCAAUCGGGGCACAGGUGUACGUGCCGAAGGAAUAUCGAUGACAGUGCCGUAACCGGAAACCAGUGGCACGUCACGGACAUCCGCUGUAACUCACGGCAAGUGUACAGACUACUCGAAACGAGUGGAAAAUUUCUAAGGUAUAAAACUGCUUCUCUGGUUAUUUAAUUCUUCUUUAAAUUGGAAAAAAUUCUCAAAGUUAAUCAAAUACGAAGUCCACUGUCCUUAGAAAUGACUCAUCCACCCUCUGAUCAAUCUUUAAAUCCAAAGUCUGGCAAACUCUUAAAUCAAAUGCCUAAGCUGCGAAGUUAAUGGUAUGAAUUUACGAUCCUUUGAUAUUAAACCGAACCGAACCGAACUGAACAAAACCUCGCAAACAACAAAAAGAAGUCAACUAAAUUCUCAAGCCAAACGAAAUCUCGUAAAAGUGUUCGAUCUUCUUGACGGUUUAGUUCCACGCCAUGUGACGAUGGGGUGAAAAAUAAUGAAAGGCAGGGUGGCUGGCGGUGUUCGAUAAGGCGGCCGUAACAACUAUAAAUCGAAAAGUGCAUCGGUUCGUGAAAGUCGUGUAUAGGGGCCCGCGACACUCGCGUUCCAACUCGCGUAUUCUGAAAAAGCUUCUGCGCAAGGACACAGCCAGGAUACCUAUAAAAGCAUGAUCGGGACUGGUUCGCUUUCCAGUCACGUAUAAAACCCUGUUUCUGGUAUCGAAGAAAGCGAAUUCGAAGAGAAGUUGCUCCAAGUCGACGGCUAACUCAACUUGUGUGAUCUCGCGCAAAAGAGGAAAAAAUUUGCCGAUCGAUGGGAAGGGUAUGGGGUAGAAUCGAUUCUACUAAGAGACUAUGUCCUUGGAAGCUUCGAGUGAUCGUAAUCGAGUGCUUCAAGGGUUUGGUUCGUUGAGAAUUCGGUUCAAUGUGGACGAAGACAACGAUGGAGACAGGAAGAAACUCGAGGGCAAUCGUUGUUGCUGUCGUCUACCUCAGCCUAUUUCUGGACAACGUGUUGCUCACGGUUGUUGUACCGAUUAUUCCUGACUAUCUUUGCACCUUGGACGGAAAUUCGACGAUAAACAAUGAAGACGACGAGAAUGGUCGAGUGGGAUUGUUGUUAAGCUCAAAGGCGCUGAUGCAAUUAAUACUAAAUCCAGCAGUGGGCAUCUUUACCGCUACUUUUGGAUACACCAAACCAUUGCUCCUUGGAAAUCUAAGUCUCCUACUAGCAGCGAUGCUGUUCGCGUUUGGCCAAACUUACGAAGUGCUGUUUCUGGCUCGAAGCAUCCAGGGUAUUUCCUCCGCGUGUAUCGGCGUUUCCGGUAUGUCAUUGGUCGCUUCACAGUACCCGGAAGAGGACAAGAGGUCCAAAAUCAUGGGCUUCGUUCUUGGAAGCAUAGCGUUGGGUGUUCUUGUUGGAUAUCCGAUUGGUUCUGUCCUUUACGAUCUCGAAGGAAAAAUGGCACCUUUUCUAUUGGUGUCUUGUUUCAUCGUCAUUACUAUUUGUCUGCAGAUUUUUACAUUGGACGUCAAAAUGAACACUGAGUCGAGCGAUCGAGAAACGUCUUGGACACAUCUGCUAUGCGAUCCGUACGUACUAAUAAUUUUUGGAGCUAUAUGGUGUUCAACAUCACCGAUGGCUAUCUUAGAGCCCUGCUUACCAAUCUGGUUACGAACUCACAUAAGACCUAAGAAAUGGCAACUGGGAACAGUGUUCAUUCCAGAUAGCGUAGGCUAUCUAAUUGGGACCAACUUUUUCGGCAUGAUAGCUUACCGCUACGGACGAAGUAAAAUUGCUGUUCUAGCCAUGCUCUUAGUUGGUAUAAGUGUCAUUUUGAUACCAUCCUCGCAGACAAUGUCGCAAUUGGCAGUUCCACACUUAGGAAUGGGUUUAGGUAUUGGGGUAGCGGACGCUGCUCUAGUGCCAUUGUUAGCUACCUUUGUGGACCAAAAUGGUAAUUAUGGUCCGGUUUACUCGAUUCAACAAGUGGCUGUUAGUCUGGCCUAUUCUCUUGGUCCCAUCGUAGGAGGAGAAAUGGUGAAGACGAUCGGUUUCCAAUGGGUUAUGCGAAUUAUCGGCUUAAUGAACGUCGGCUACUGUCCUUUGCUGAUAUACCUCACCUUAGAAAGAAGAAAAUUAUUAACUCAGCAAGAUGAAAAGAAGGAUUACGAGACCUUUCAGAAAUCAGUGAUGAAGUACGAGCGUUUUCGAGACUCUGACGACGAUCUUUGAUAUAAUUUAACGGCUUCUACCAAUUACCAAGAUUAACUUCUCUUUUAUACAUAUAUUGUAAUUCUAUAAAGAUAAGUCGUAAUAUCUGGUUUUUGUUAACUUAAUCCAAUUUAAG
Messenger RNA from Bombus pyrosoma, 2592 nucleotides. Its product is annotated as chromaffin granule amine transporter-like. NCBI's taxonomy places the organism in Eukaryota, Metazoa, Arthropoda, Insecta, Hymenoptera, Apidae. Gene Ontology annotation, biological process: aminergic neurotransmitter loading into synaptic vesicle; transmembrane transport. Gene Ontology annotation, cellular component: synaptic vesicle membrane; terminal bouton. The record is from RefSeq and is a predicted model, not a curated record. The transcript has 7 exons. Gene Ontology annotation, molecular function: serotonin:sodium:chloride symporter activity. Bases 1167 to 2477 code for a protein of 436 amino acids.